Knipowitschia caucasica is the source of this 2037-nucleotide messenger RNA. NCBI's taxonomy places the organism in Eukaryota, Metazoa, Chordata, Actinopteri, Gobiiformes, Gobiidae. The record is from the annotation of a GenBank genome assembly.
AUGGAUUCAGAAAAACUGCUUCCAAGGAGAAAACCAGAAUUCCCCACAAUCAAGUCAGCACCAAGUAACAGAAAACAACUCGAGGUCAGUGCUAGAAAUAUUGAACUGCGUAAAGUAAUUUGUCUUCUCCGAGACCCCUCAACAGUUCAUUUGAAGGAGAGGCAUCUCUUUGUUUUGAAGAAAAUACUGUCAAGAAAUCCUCAUGGCUUUCUUUUGAAAGACCUGAAAGGACUGGCCAGCAUAUUUGACAUAUGUGCAGAGAAAUCGAAAGAAGAUCCAGAUUAUCUGCCUUUCUUGUGUGAGGCAAUUAAAUUAUGCAGGUUUCCCUUUUUAAAGGAGAGGGCCUCAGAUGAACCGAACUAUGCCAAAGACGUCGUGCAUUUUUUGUCUCAAGUCGGUUAUUUGAUGCGAGUGCCGUGUCCAGAAGUGAAAGAGAACAUCAUUGAGUGUGUGAAGUCCUUCUAUCAGUGCGUUUCUCCACAGCCGCUGCCUGAUGGACCUCAGCCCACGUCUCCAGGAUACAGGCUUCAGCUGCUGGAGCAAAGUGACCUGUCCCAAACACUGGUGUUGGCUUUAGCAGCUGUGGACCAUCGGCCCAACAUCAAACUCCAGCUGCUGCAGACUCUCAAGCUGCUCUCCAGCUCCUCCGACUUGACCUGUGGCUUCAUGCUGAAAGCCCAGGGAGCAGAGAGCAUCUGUCUCCACAUGAACGAACCCGACUCUUUCGGCCGUGUCCUUUUUCAUUCCACGGAAAUCCUCUGGAACCUGCUCGAGAGCGGGAACAAGCACCAGGUCGUGGCUCAGCUCAGCUCCAUCGAGUGCCUCGUAUCUCUGAAAGAGGCGUUCCUGCAGCAGCUGCUGACGGCCGUCGACAGUUCAGAGCUGAGACUGAGGAACGAUCUCCUCGUCCUCACUUCUCUCAUCUCUGAGAACGGAAACACUUUACUCAUCGAGAGUUUGUUUGCAAAACUCCUCACGUCUUUGUCCACGUACCCAGAAUUAAAACCCACCAAUCAUCUCCUCACCAACCUAAACCUGAGCUGCUCACGUGAAGACCUGAAAAUGAAGAAGAUGCUUUUAAACCUUUUGUGCUUGAUGUCGGUCGAUGCGGCUGUUUUGCAGCUUUACAGAGAAGAGAACGUGGUCCUGGCUCUGCUGCUCCUCACCAAACCUGCAGCCGCCCGUGGUCCUCGUCCUCUGUCUGGGUCUCGGAGCUGGUCUCUGGUCCAGACUCAGGACCUGCAGCUGGAGGCUCUGCAGACUCUGUGCUGCGUGGCUCCUCUGCUGCUGGACGACUAUCUGUCCUGCCACGGAAACACCUUCGUGCUGCGACUGUUGGACUGGUGCAUUCAGCAAGAGUCUGGUGGAGGCUUCAGUGUUAGUGGAGACGACUUCAGAAAGAGUGUGAUGCUGCGGUGCGUCCGACUCCUCACAACAGUCACGUCUGUGGGAGAAGAAGCCGUCAGUCAGGACCUGUGCGACCAGGGCGCCAUCGGAGACCUGCUGGGUAAGAGGCCGUCAGUCAGGACCUGUGCGAUCAGGGCGCCAUCGGAGACCUGCUGGGGCGCCAUCGGAGACCUGCUGGGUAAGAGGCCGUCAGUCAGGACCUGUGCGAUCAGGGCGCCAUCGGAGACCUGCUGGGGCGCCAUCGGAGACCUGCUGGGUAAGAGGCCGUCAGUCAGGACCUGUGCGACCAGGGCGCCAUCGGAGACCUGCUGGAGUGUGGUUCUCCUGAACAGAGUGUGGUUCUCCCGAACAGAGUGUGGUCCUCCUGAACAGAGUGUGGUUCUCCUGAACAGAGUGUGGUUCUCCCGAACAGAGUGUGGUUCUCCCGAACAGAAGUUUGGUUCUCCUGAGCAGAGUGUGGUUCUCCUGAGCAGAGUGUGGUUCUCCCGAACAGAGUGUGGUCCUCCUGAGCAGAGUGUGGUCCUCCUGAACAGAAGUGUGGUUCUCCUGAACAGAGUUUGGUUCUCCCGAACAGAGUGUGGUUCUCCUGAGCAGAGUGUGGUUCUCCUGAACAGAGUGUGGUUCUCCUGA